Austrofundulus limnaeus is the source of this 2280-nucleotide messenger RNA. Its product is annotated as extracellular calcium-sensing receptor-like. Gene Ontology annotation, biological process: G protein-coupled receptor signaling pathway. The coding region runs from base 1 to 2280 and encodes 759 amino acids. Lineage: Eukaryota; Metazoa; Chordata; Actinopteri; Cyprinodontiformes; Rivulidae. Gene Ontology annotation, molecular function: G protein-coupled receptor activity. The record is from RefSeq and is a predicted model, not a curated record. The transcript has 6 exons. Gene Ontology annotation, cellular component: plasma membrane.
AUGAUUGGAGGGGCCUUUUCCAUCCACAGCAAAAUCACGCAACCUCAACUUUCCUUUACAGAGAAACCAACACCUCUAGUGUGUGCCAGUGUUAAUCUAAGAGAGUUUCGAUUUGCCCAGACCAUGAUAUUUGCUAUUGCAGAAAUAAAUAAAAGUAAAGCUCUUCUACCCAAUGUUUCCAUUGGUUAUCAGAUUUAUGACAACUGUGGCUCAACAUUAACCUCAAUGCGUGCAGUGAUGGCUCUAUUGAAUAGUAAUGAGUGGACAUUGGGCAAUAGCUGCUCUGGCCAAUCAUCUGUUCACACUAUUAUUGGGGAGUCUGAGUCUUCUUCAACCAUUGUGCUUUCACAGACUACUGGACCAUUUAAAAUACCAGUGAUAAGUCAUUCAGCUACUUGUGAGUGUUUGAGCAACAGAAAGGAGUAUCCYUCAUUCUAUCGAACUAUUGCAAGUGACCUUUAUCAAAGUCGUGCCCUUGCUCAGCUGGUCAAACACUUUGGCUGGACCUGGGUCGGAGCAGUCAACAGCGACAGUGACUAUGGCAACAAUGGAAUGGCAAUCUUCCUUGCUGCAGCCCAGGUGGAAGGAGUGUGUGUGGAGUACACAGAGAAAUUCAACAGAGAUGAGCCCGAAAAACUCCUCAGAGUUGUAGAUGUGAUCCAAAAGAGCACCACUCGGGUCAUUGUUGCCUUUCUUGCCCAUGUGGAAAUGAACAACCUGCUAGAGCAGCUGAGUCUGCGUAACAUCACAGGUCAACAGUUCAUUGGUGUGGAGGCCUGGAUCACUGCUGACAGUCUUGUUACACCUACAAGCUUUAGUGUGCUGGGAGGUUCAUUAGGCUUUGCUGUACAAAAAGCCAAUAUAAGUGGUCUUGAGGAUUUUCUAGUUAAAGACUUUUGGGAAACAGAGUUUCAAUGCAAUGAGACAAACAUAGGGAGUAUUCUUAACUCUUGCAAAGAAAACCAGGAUUUAACUGCUUUGAGAGAUUAUGAUGAUGAUGUGGCAGAGCUGAGAUACUCUAGCAAUAUUUACAAAGCCAUCUAUGCAGUAGCUCAUUCUCUGCACAGCAUCCUCAAGUGUUCUGACAGUAAAGGAUGUACAAAGUCUACAGAGGUCAAGCCUUGGGAGAUAGUAGAAGCUCUAAAGCAGGUGAAUUUCACUUUAAGUAAUGGGGACCAUGUGUGGUUUGACCACACAGGAGCGGUAGCUGCAAAGUAUGAAGUGGUGAACUGGCAGCAUGUAUCAGAUGGAUUCGUUCAGUUUAAACCAGUUGGCUACUAUGAUGCUUCUCUUCCUCUUGGGCAGAUGUUUGUUCUUGAUACAAAUGCAAUAAUUUGGCCUGGAGGAAGCAAGGAGUUGCCUGUUUCAGUAUGCAGUGAAAGCUGCCGGCCCGGAGCUCAUAAAGUCCUUCUAAAAGGAAAGCCUGUUUGCUGCUAUGACUGUGUCCCAUGUCCAGUUGGGGAAAUUAGCAACACCACAGAUUCUAUUGACUGCAAAAAGUGUCCUGAAGCAUAUUGGCCCAAUCAUAACAGAGAUGCAUGUGUACCUAAAAUUAUUGACUUUCUCUCCUUCAGUGAGGUUAUGGGCAAAAUACUUGUUUUUUUCACUUUGCUUGGUGUGCUUCUGACAAUAAUAGUGGCAACACUAKUUCUGAUCUAUAAAGACACUCCACUUGUAAAAGCAAACAACUCUGAGCUGAGCUUCUUGUUGCUCUUCUCGUUGUCCAUGUGUUUUCUSUGUUCUCUGACCUUCAUUGGCCAGCCCACUGAGUGGUCCUGCAUGCUGCGACACACGCUGUUUGGCAUCACCUUUGUCCUCUGCAUCUCUUGUAUUCUAGGGAAAACAAUAGUUGUUUUAAUGGCCUUUAAAGCUACACUCCCAGGCAACAAUGUGAUGAAAUGGUUUGGGCCUUCACAACAAAGACUCGCUGUUUUGUCUUUCACUUUCAUACAGGUCAUAAUUUGUUCUCUGUGGUUAACAAUAAAUCCUCCAUUCCCCUUCAAAAAUAUGAAUUAUUAUAUGGAGAAAAUUAUUUUUGAAUGUGCUCUGGGAUCACCUAUUGGCUUCUGGGCUGUUCUAGGAUACAUUGGAUUUCUCGCUUUGUUAUGUUUUGUACUUGCUUUUUUGGCCAGAAAGUUGCCAGAUAGCUUCAACGAAGCCAAAUAUAUCACAUUUAGCAUGUUGAUAUUUUGUGCAGUGUGGAUCACCUUCAUCCCAGCAUAUGUGAGCUCACCAGGGAAAUUCACAGUUGCAGUGGAGAUACAGUUUUUGCCAUUCUGA